Molecule: messenger RNA, 270 nt
Organism: Colletotrichum graminicola M1.001
Lineage: Eukaryota; Fungi; Ascomycota; Sordariomycetes; Glomerellales; Glomerellaceae
Exons: 1
Coding region: 1-270 (89 amino acids)
Source: RefSeq, a predicted model, not a curated record
AUGUGCUACUAUAUGAGGUUCAUCUGCUUGACUAAGGAUACCUUCACCAUUAUGCUCUGCGGCCAGCCUGACGACGCAUGCAAGAUGAGGUAUGGAAUCUUGCCGACGCCCAUGAUCGAGAGCGGGAAGGCGGGCAACGGCGAUAUCAGGUACGGGAUUAGCCACCCUAUCGCGCGUGUAGUCUACGGCAUGCACUUAGACAAGAAUAAGGGUUAUACUACGAACCUGAUUGACUGCUUGAUGAAAAACAUGGACGUGGUCAAGAGCUAA